Messenger RNA from Camelina sativa (false flax), 384 nucleotides. The record is from RefSeq and is a predicted model, not a curated record. Lineage: Eukaryota; Viridiplantae; Streptophyta; Magnoliopsida; Brassicales; Brassicaceae.
AUGGCGGAGAACUCACACAAAGUUGAGGAGCGGUGGGCCGAGACCGAUACGCUCUGCGUCGAUGAAGCUUGGUCCUCUGAUCCUUCCAUCCUUUCGUCUCAACCUUACGAUCGCGCAUCUGCUCGGUUCUGGGCUCAGUACGUUGACGACAAGUGUUUCGAGUCGUUAGAUGCGGUGGCCGGGGCAAAAGACGACGAAGGGAGAAAGGCAGCGGCGGGAAAGCUGAUAGAGUGUUUGGGGAUACUAGAAGAGACGUUUCAGAAGAGCAGCAAAGGGUUAGGGUUGUUCGGAGGAGAAAACAUAGGUUACAUCGACAUUGCGUGUGGGACACUUUUAGGUCCGAUCUCCGUGAUCGAGGCGUUUUCUGGCGUCAAGUUUCUCUAA